Stylophora pistillata is the source of this 1291-nucleotide messenger RNA. RefSeq names its product major facilitator superfamily domain-containing protein 6-A-like. The record is from RefSeq and is a predicted model, not a curated record. Lineage: Eukaryota; Metazoa; Cnidaria; Anthozoa; Scleractinia; Pocilloporidae. Gene Ontology annotation, cellular component: membrane.
AUGGCCAUAAUAGGGCGUUUGUGUCACUGGAUUCGCAAAUCAAACUUCCAGAAUAGUCAGAAAUUCACUUACAAUUCAAGGCAAGGAAACUAUUUACAACUUGUACGGGUUAAUCAUUUCCAAUUAGACAGAGGGAGCUCUCAAAGAGAUCUGAAGGAUGUUUGUAACGUUACUAUACACAACCAUGACAAAGAAGAGGAAGGCCUGAGGAUUAAUAACGACUUAAAAGAUCAGACGGAAGUGGCGUCCUCAGAGCAUUCAGCUCAAAAGCCUCCUCAAGAUUUUACGAGUGCUCUAGCAACGGGGGUUGAGUACGUUGAAUGUGACUCCAAGGAGUUUUUAUUCUUGUUACUUGUAACUAUAAUUGGUACUGCGAUUGCAGCUCCAGCACAAGCAUUUGCAGAUACUGUAACGCUUCAAAGUCUCAACGGGGAAACUCAUAAGUAUGGUCGAGUAAGACUCUGGGGAUCUCUGGGUUGGGGCAUUGGAGGAUUUUCCGUCGGAGCUGCAGUCAGCGCGAACUAUCACACAAAUCAAUGCGGUGAGACUGUUAUCGACUAUAUGCCAUGUUUUUACGUUUAUGCGGCGGCAAUGAGUGUGGCGUUUGUAUGCGCUACCCAGUUUCAAUUUGAUCAGCCUUUUGUCAAAGAAGAACAAGAAGUAAAUGUCGUAGAUGGCUCAAAGACUCAAAAAAUUCUACAAGGACUCAAGGUUUUUCGCAAUCCUCAAUUCUGUUUUGUCAUGUUCAUUGCGUUUUUUUGCGGUUCAGCCACGGGAUUUAUAGAAACUUUUCUAUUUUGGUAUCUUCACGAAUUAGGGGGAGGGCAGUUAUUAUUCAGCGUUAUAAAUGGGCUUAACUGUGCGGCAGAAGUAUGUGUGUUUUUUGUGACCGACAAGUUACUCAGUUUUCUCGGACACAUCAAUGUUAUCUACGUCGCGUUGUUUUGUUACUCUCUCCGCUUUACAUAUUUCUUUUUCAUGAAAAGUCCUUGGGCAGUUUUACCUGCUGAAUUACUCCAAGGAAUUACCACGGCAGCAUUCUGGUCAUCGUGUGUUUCAUACGUUGGUUUACAUCCCGGAGCAUCAAACACAGUUCAAGGAAUUCUAAGUGGAGUUUACAUGGGACUUGGUUUCGCGUCUGGUGGGUUUAUGGGAGGAUUUCUUGUCCAAUUUGCCGAAAUGAAGACUUUGUUUCUCUUAUACGCUCUUGCUAGUUUUUGUGUCCUUAUAAUUUUUGUUGUUUUAAACAAGGUCGAAUCAAAACCAUAAGAUAACUCAUUUAUCUCGCUCU